GCUUGCGUUACCGUUCCAGCUACUAAUUCUUUCAUUGCUGGCUUCUCCAACCGGUGCCGCCUGUCACCCAUUUGACUUUCGCUCCCUUGCCUUCCUAGAGAGUCCGUGCUCCUCCAGUCUGCUCGUGGAAUUUCAUCGAUCGAUCGACUUGACACGUUGAUUUAUACCUCUGCAAGGCAUGAGUGGAAGUUCGAAUCAAUCCACCCGCACGAGUCCCGGCUCUUUCAGCACCACUCAGCGCACACCGUCUGUAUCCUCGGGCGCGUCGCCGACUCACCAGUCGCUUUCAGCUUCUCAGCCGCCCUCGACGGCCCAGAAUGUGAUGUCGACCGACGUGUACAGUCCGCCCGCGUCGCAGGCCUCUUCAUCGCUAGCUCCUACGUUCACUCACCCCUUCUCCCCAAUCGCGCCCUCGUCGUCCUUUGAAACUGUCGCUUCGACCACCAUGCGCUUCGCCGACUCGGCACAGUCGCUAAACGGCUUCGCCCGUCCUGUCAAUGGGGCUGGUGGGAUCAUAUUGAUGCGGAAGCUUCCGCGCAACACCAGUCGCGAGGCUUUGCGCAGUAUGCUGCUAUUCGCGAAAGACCUCGUGGAAGCUGAAUUCAUACCUUCUGACCAUCCGGAAGAUAACGGAUACCUUUGUGCAGUCGCGCGCUUUGGCACGCUGGCCGCUGCUGAAGAGGCGCGAGCUUUGCUCCAUGGAAAACCGAAUUCCAAGAACGAUGCUACCAUGAUUGUGGAGGUAUUGGCCGGCCCAGUGGGAUCGUCGUUGGCGCCUAGACGGAACACCAUUGAUCACACUGCAAACCGCAGUCUGUUGGGAGGUGUCAACGGAGCGUUGUCGCGUCAAUCGUCACGGUUCAACGGAACCUUUCAGAGUCUGGAGAAGCUCAGCGCGACAACCGGAGCUGCCAACGGUGAUGGUCUGCCAGAGUCAGGUUCCCGCCUGCACAACAUCUUUGCUCCACAAUCGCCACUUGGAAGUGGGAUCCCUGAAUUGCCUCGUGUCAGCGGCAAAUCGAUGAUCGAUCAAGACAUUGACGAAGACACGGGGGAACUUCUUAAGGAUCCGGUUGGCUAUGCGGAAAACGGACAUUCUGGUGCCGUAUCAGCUGGGCGCCGUGCAACGAAUCCUCAGAUUUUGAGUAAUCAAUUUGCCAGUAUGUCCCUGGCGACUAACAUCUCAUCGCCACCACUCCAGGGCUACACUCCUCAGAACUCUGCGCACAUGGGAGUAUCUACCCCUGCAUCCACAUAUCCGCAAGCAAUGAAUAACAUUGGGGCCGGCCAUGGAUUUCCCUACGGCAACCCGCACAUGCACCGCCACAGUCUACCUGCUGCGAAUCCGAACGAUAUGAAUCCGCCUUGCAAUACUCUGUACGUUGGUAAUCUUCCGCCGGAUACCUCGGAGGAAGAGCUCAAGGCUCUAUUUUCUAAGCAGCGUGGUUACAAACGUCUGUGUUUCCGGAACAAACAGAAUGGUCCUAUGUGCUUUGUGGAGUUCGACGAUGUGGGUACCGCCGGCAAGGCGCUCAACGAGCUCUACGGCUUCAAAUUGUCGAAUAGUAUCAAGACUGGGAUUCGACUCAGCUUUUCGAAGAACCCUUUGGGAGUGCGUUCCGGGCAACCGGGCUCCAUGAGUGCAUCGAAUACCAUGACUUCUCAAAGCGGUGUACCUGGCGGCAGCAGCCUCGGUGGGAUUCACAAUAGCCAUGUGUUCUCUACGGUCAGUGGCCCGCCACCUGGACUAUCAGCGCCUCCCGGUCUCGCUCCCCCCAUGGCGUUGAGGAACAACGGCCCUAUCCAUCCGGUCAGCAACAUGCAUGCCCCCAUUCCUACCAAUGGCGCUUUCAACCCCAACUCCAACCCGGGCCUUGGAAUCCGGACCAAUUCUACGAUGGUUUCACCUCCUCCGCCGCUCACCGGUGGGGCGCCGAAUCUGGGAGGGUUCAACUUUUCCUAUCCGGACUACAUGAUGGGCCGCUAGAGGUCAAAAGAACAAUUUUACGUCUCUGUGGAACGAUGCUUGAUGACCACUGGGCUACCUGGCGUAUUGGGGCGAUUAUCGUUUUUUAUA
Aspergillus aculeatinus CBS 121060 is the source of this 2077-nucleotide messenger RNA. RefSeq names its product RNA-binding protein. The transcript has a single exon. Bases 179 to 1987 code for a protein of 602 amino acids. Gene Ontology annotation, molecular function: mRNA binding. Lineage: Eukaryota; Fungi; Ascomycota; Eurotiomycetes; Eurotiales; Aspergillaceae. The record is from RefSeq and is a predicted model, not a curated record.